Molecule: messenger RNA, 1173 nt
Organism: Serendipita indica DSM 11827
Lineage: Eukaryota; Fungi; Basidiomycota; Agaricomycetes; Sebacinales; Serendipitaceae
Source: the annotation of a GenBank genome assembly
AUGGGAACCAACAGCAAGACAUGCCGCAUCAUUUCGAAGCAGAACAUUCGCUACUCUGGUAUAAUGCUCAGCAUUGAUGCUGUAGCUCAGAAGAUUCGCGUAACCGAUGUAAGAUGUUAUGGAACGGAAGAUAGACCGACAGACAUGUUUGUGCCUCCAAUGGCCCAUUCGUUUGGACUCAUCGAGUUCAACGUGAGCGAUCUAUCGGACCUCAAAUUCGAGGAUCCUAUCCCGGCACCUGAACCUCAGACCGCACCUCCACCAUCCGCAGCGGUGGCAAAUCCGCCGGUCGCACCACCACAGCAGACCCAGUAUCAACAACGUCCGAUGCAAGACAACAAGCCUGUACAACAGCAACAACCAGCAGCUCCCCCCACCGCUCCCGCUGCCAACUUUAGCGCAGAGAAAGCAAUGCCACCAGGUUUCUCUGGCCACCAACUUCCUAACCAACAACAAGCGAGCGUGAACGCUUCUCAGCCUCCUCGUCAGCAACAGAAUAAUACUGAUUCUCUUACUCGCUCCAUGGGUGCUAUGAAGAUUAACAACGGUCAACACGGCGGUCCUUCGCCCACAGGUGGGCAAGCGACGGGCUCGGCGCCACAACAGGGUGGUCGCGGACAGAGCAAUCGCCGAGGUCGCGGUGGAAGGCCAAAUGGAACUCACCAUGGCCAACAUCAACGUGCUGAUCUCAAAAUUCCCUCCACCGACUUUGAUUUCGAAGCAGCGAAUAACCGGUUUGACAAAUCCGCUGCAACCAAGCAUCAUCAGCUCCUUCAAGGGACGACACCUCCAACCGUUAAUGAAGAGACGCCAGAGGAGCCCAAGAGCGCAGAUACUAAAGAGGACAAGGGCUACAAUCCCACCAAGUCCUUCUUCGAUAAUCUUUCUUCCGACUUGACCGCGAAAAAGCCUUCGAAUCGCGGCGGCACUGCUGGACGUGGUGCGGGCGAGGAAGGAGCUGGUGGACGCGGCCGUGGUCGCGGUCGCGCUCGGAGAGAAGAAGAACGCGAGAAGAAUGUCGAGACGUUUGGAGAACCUGGCGGCGUUGGCUUGAUGGGACCAGGUGCUUACAUUGGUGGCUAUGGAGGACAACGCGGCAAGAGGAGACGUGGAGCUCCUCGUGGUGGUGGACGUGGCGGAGGCGCACCCAGAGUGACAGCACAGAAUAGCUGA